ACAUGCAGACGACACGCGGUUUCAAGGAAUAAACAAUUCAAUUGCAAAUGAUACCUUAAAUGUACGCUAAAAAAAAGUUAAACUUCUGCUUAAAUCACAAUACAAUCAGUGACCUCUCGUCAUGUUAUGAAAUAUUUAAAUAUCAACCAAUCAGAAGAAGGCAUUACAGUGUAAUAGGCUGCGUUAUCGAUUAAAAUCUACCUGCGGUAUACAGCGGGCACGGCGAUUGGAAUGGAAAAUAUUACCUACAAUUAUAAUUUUCUGGCAUCACAAUGACCCAGUCAGUGAGCACAAAUGAUGUUGCUGCAUUGAUGGCCCUCAUUGACAUGAUCCGCUUGAACUGGGAAGAACAGCCAGAGAUGUUCAGGCUUCUGUUGGCCAUCCUGAUGGAUUACAAUCCAAACAUACAGGGAAAUAAGGAAAGGACCACUCGUUACUUGCGGCUCUUGAUAUCUGAUCAGGUUACAGCAAACUGUGUCCUCAAGUCACUUCCUCAAGGUUCACCCAAGAGACAGUGCAGACCAUCAAUACUUAACCAUACAGUGAAGGAGCAGCACAAAAACAGGUUCCCAUUACGCACUGUUAGGAAAUCUCCAGUUUGUUUAGCCCCUAAAAACAGCCAGAACAAGAAACCACCAGCUAGUUCUAGUGACACAGAUCAAUCAGAAUCCCCACUAACAACAGAUAGCAAGUCUGAUACAGUGACAAGUCAUACAGCCGCGACACCUUUGGUUACAGAAUCCAAUAAGACUUCAAGUGUGAGUUGUUCAAGCAGUGACCCGAAAACUACAGUGACAUCUACAGGCCUUAAUCCAAUCUCCUCUCAUUCUGUCAGUGAAAGUGAGGACCAGGCUGCCAAAAAGCAUACAGUUAACCCCAUGUUUAACACUGGUGGAUAUCCGUUCCCUUAUCAACCCAUGUACUAUCCAAGCAUGCUGACUCACAUCCACUCAUAUGCUCCAAUGCCCAGUCCCAGCUUUCAGUUUCCUUGGGCUCAUAUGCCCUACAUGCAUAGCUUUCAGGACCCAUCGUACCAGCCUGGGAACUCAAGUCAGUUGCUUUUGGAUCUUUCCACUAAACGAACAUCAUCUGAAGUGAAGAGAAACGGUAGCAGUGUUCAGACACUAGUGAGGGCAGUAGCUAGCAAUGUUGGAAUAGCUAAGCCUGUGAAACGCAGUUCUUCAUUGUCCAGUCUGGAAAAUGUCACCAAUGGACAGGCAAGCAAAAUUGCUAAAACUGAGGCAUGCAAAGCAAACACAUCUACCCAUUAUACAACGGUUUCCAAUAACAUGCCACAUCGGGUAGACAAAAGUGUUAAUUUGAAAAGUGUUGGCUUAAAAGAGGGCCAAACUCCCUACAUUACACUUGCUGGAACAACAACUCAAAACAAUCUCCAUGCUUUGAAACAGCUAAUAACCAACAUAAGACCCCAGCCAGUAAUGGCCACCAGUAGUCCACUGACGAUAGCCAGAGCUCAGAGUCAUACAUCGUCCAAGAUUGUACCACAAUCAACACAAACAUGCUUAGCAACCUCAAGUGCACAAAAAACUAAUGCUCCAACAGAGAAUACAUCUGCAAGUGUGAAGGCUGAAACAUUUAGAUCAGUUGUAGAGCACGAAACUAUAGCUUCCUCCAAAGCUUUCCCAUAUAGUCAGCACAUCCCUCUACCUGAUGGAAGGUGUCCAGUGGCCAACAUCAGUGUGGACCAUGCAGUUCUUGGUACUUUCAAUCAGUCUGUGUCAAUAACUUUACAAAGGCAAGAAGCAAAGCCAGAUGUAUCUGGUGCAAGUCAAUCUGUUCAUGUAUCAGACAGGAAUUCAAAGUCAAUUGGCAAUGUUACUAAGGCUUCUGGGCAGGGUACAUCGCAUGUACAGCAAUACAGAACUGAUGGAACCUGUGUAACAUCUUCUAUUGUUGAAAUGAACAGAGAUCCUAAGAUGAAGCAAGUUAAGAUCAAACUAGAUAAACACAGUAGUGGAAGUUUCCUAGCUGAGCUUCUGAAACUGAAGGCUGGAGCCCCUGUGUCCAGUCCACAAAAUCCUGAUAAUUGCAGUGUCAAUCAGCUAGAGUCACUGGGUUCAGGUGAUACAAGAAAAAUGGAAACAAGCAAAGCAGAUAAUAGAGCUCAUGCCUCCGCAAGUUAUCACAGAAUGCUUUUGCCAAAAUCCCAUGUAACAGCUAGAAACCUUUUAGCAAACACAAGUUUACCGAUGCAACCAAAGGUACCCUCAACAAUGAUUGCCUCCUUUCCCGUAUCAUCUGGACAGACAAGCAGCAGUAGAGUAUACUCAAAUGUUAAGCAAGGAUCCUAUGCAACACUCCCUGUUCGAUCCUACUCGCUAAGCGACAUUGGACAAGACAUGCCAAGUCAUUCAGUGUUAAAAACAAAUCCUAGACAGUAUGAGCUGGCAUCAACCUCUGGCAGAGUGAAUGUUCCACAGUUUGGCAGUGUUGCCAGCAGCAAUUUCAUAUCCCAGCAUGGUUCUGAGCUUAAGGGAGAUGGUUAUUCAAAUAACCCUGGUGCAAGAUCAUCUGUGUCAAUGUCAGAUGCAAGCGACCGAGCACUUCUCUUUGCUCUUAAAGAAAGGCUACAAAAUGUUCACAGAACACUGAAGGAAAGCCAGUUGAAUUGCCCUGACAGCAAUUCAUUCUCUGAUUCUAAUGUAGAGCAAAAAUGCGCCUUACCAAAACCAAAGACACCCAGCUUAAGCAGUCUACAUCUUCAUCAAUCUAAUAUGAAGCCAAUUGAACCUUGCAGCAAAGUGCAGUCCGACUGUAAUGAGCAUCCCUCCAUGUCUAGGUCGUUCAGCUCGUCUCAUGUCAGUGACCUGUAUGUCAGCGAGGGCUCAGGUGGGUCUUCAGUGCAGGUGUCACCAUACCUGGUGGGCAUGCUGCCUGACAAGAUGUCUGGCUCAGACUUGGAAAAUGAUGAUGUGUUUGAUUAAUUGUUCUGCUUGAAAAUGAACAUUUGUUUUGUUAAUUGUUAUAUAGUUGUUUUGAAAUAAUGGUUCUAUUAAUGAAUGAAUAAUGAGCUUAACGUUUACAUCAUGUAUUUUUUUAACAAAAAGAAGUGUUGCUAGUUGAAAGUGUAGUCCCUGAGGAAAUUUAAUGAAUUAUGUUUAUUGCCUUUUUAUAAGGGACAUCUUGUUGUAGAGUUGACGUAUUAAGCGUACACUCAUUUGCAGCUUACAGCUAUACAGAUCAACUGUAAAAAGGCGAAAUCUUGAUUCAUUAUUUGCUGUAAAUUAUAUACAGACUAUUGUUUUUGCAAUCAAUAUCACAAUAUUUGGCUGUAGAAUGUGUUUUUGCUUAAUAUUUUCUGUAUGUUUUUAUGUCCUGGAUCCUCUUCUAACAAACUCUUGGUUUACUUCUUAUAGUCCUAGAAAUGGAAGAUAGAAAUGAGGGAAACAUAGAAGUAACUCAAUCAUGCACAUACUUUGUUAAUUGAAAUCGGUUGUUGUUGAGGAAUGUUCAGUACCAUAAUCAUGACAGGAAAAUUGCCAUUUGGUAAGAUCACUAAUGUGUAACCUUUUAACUAUCACAGUGGAGAUGUAAACACAUCUUGUGAAUAAAUCAACUUCUUGU
Messenger RNA from Dreissena polymorpha, 3585 nucleotides. RefSeq lists its product as uncharacterized. The coding region runs from base 273 to 2945 and encodes 890 amino acids. NCBI's taxonomy places the organism in Eukaryota, Metazoa, Mollusca, Bivalvia, Myida, Dreissenidae. The transcript has 8 exons. The record is from RefSeq and is a predicted model, not a curated record.